AUGAACAUAUUAUAUUACAGGUACUUCAUAAUAAUUGAUGAUAUACGGAGAACAUCAGUUUGGGAUAUUAUUAGCCGUGCUCUUCCUGAUGAUCACUGUGGCAGCAGAAUAAUAAUAACCACAGAAAGUGAGCAUGUAGCAUCGGCAUGCUCUGCUUAUGAUUUAGGGUCUAGUACUUUUAAGAUGGAUGCUCUUAAUGGUUGCACAGAUACUAUUACUUCGGAAGAGAAGAACGAAGAUAUAAACCUUAGAUACAAUAAUCUUCCGCUUCAUUUGAAGACAUGUUUGCUCUAUCUUAGUAUGUAUCCAGAGGGAUGGACGAUUAUGAAGAAUGGUGUAAUAAAACAAUGGGUAGCUGAAGGUUUCAUCGCUGCACUAGAAAGGCAAGAUACAGAGGAAAUUUCUGAGAUUCCACAAAAUAAAACAGAGAAAAUGGCAGAGGUUGCUCAAGAUAAAAGAGAUGACACUUCAGAGAUUCUUCAAGAUAAAGGAGAGGAAGUUGCACAGGUCCCUCAAGACCAGAGAGAGAACAUAUCAGAAAUUCUUCAAGAUCAAGCAGAGGAAAUUGUACAGGUUAAUCAAGACCAAAAAGAGGAAAUUGCACGUGUUUAUUUCGAUGAGCUUGUCACUAGAGGAAUGAUUCAACCUGUAGACAUAAAUCAUAAAGGCGAGUUAUUGUCAUGUACAGUUCACCAUAUGGUAUUGGAUCUUAUUUGGAACAAAUCCAAGGAGGACAAUUUCAUUGUUGUUGUGGACAAUCUUGAAUCAACUCUUGGACACCCUGACAUUGUUCGUCGACUGUCUGUCCAGUUUGGAUGUGAAAAAGCUGCAAGCAUACCUGAAAGCAUCAUAUUGUCCCAAGUUCGGUCACUUGCAUUCUAUGGAUUCCUGGAAUGUGUGCCCUCUAUUGCGGAUUAUGCGCUUCUUCGAGUUCUUAUUCUGAAUAUUUGGGCUGAUGAAGACAUGAUUUUUUAUCUCACUGGAAUUAGUGAGCUGUAUCAUUUGACAUAUCUUAAGAUCGAAUGUAAUAUCACCGUCAGACUUCCAUCUAAGAUUCAAAGGUUGAAACAAUUAGGUACACUGGAAUUACAUGCAGAAUUAGUUGCUAUUCCAUCUGAUAUUGGUCAUCUGAAGAAACUAAUGCACGUCUGCUGUCCAAGCAACGCUGAUGUCAGGGAGCUUGGCAAUCUGACAAGUCUGCUGGAUCUUCAGCUCAAUUGUACGACAAUUGAAAAUCUGGAAGAGCACAUGAAGUUACUGCGCUCAACUCUGGAGAAACUAAGGAGUUUAAGAAGUCUAGCUCUGGUUCCUGCCUCAGGAUCAUGUAAUGUAAAUAAUCUGCCUGCUAACUCUUCAAGAAUGUGCAUGUCCUGUGACAGCUUGUGCAUCCUGGCCCAUGUCCCAGCAUAUCUUCAGAGGCUCGAGUUGUCGUGUUGCUGUUGCAUAUUCUCCAGACCCCCCAAGUGGGUUGGGGAACUUCAUCAACUAUGCAUUCUUAAAAUUGCAGUUAGGGAACUGUAUAGGGAAGAUAUUGAUAUCCUGAAAGGAUUACCUGCCCUCACUACUCUCUCGUUGCAUGUCCAGCCAAUGUUUGCAGAAAGAAUUGUCUUUGGAAAGGAAGGAUUCUCAGUCCUUAAAUACUUCAAGUUCACGUGCACUCCUUGGCUGAUAUUUAAAGCGGGUGCAAUGCCUAAUCUCCAGAAGCUCAAGCUAUGUUUCAAUUCCCCGAUAGUGGAUGAACAAGGGACUACACGGACCAUCAUCAUUGAGCGCUUAUUAGGUCUUAAAGAGAUCUCUGCAAUAAUUGGUUCUGCGGGCGUUGAUAUAGGGUCUGCCUGGCGGAAGGCCAUUAGAAACGAUCCAAGAAAUCCUAAGGUGCAAUUGGUCGAUUCGAUUUAUUAUGGUGACCAAGGUAGAGGAAUGGUGACACGUGACUCAGGGGAAGAUGACAACAACGAAGCUGAUUUAAGGAUUCAUAUGCAGCCGGAGUCCUCGGGUCUACCUAUUACUGUACGCUGCAAGGAAGAAGAACCAGAAGAUCGAACCUUUAUAUCAGAAAUAAUCAGCAUUCUGAAUGAAUCUGAAUGCUCGGAUGAACAUGCUGGCCAGAUUUUUACGGAAAGUUGCCGGGAACUAAUUAGGAGGAUUCAAGAAGAUACUUCAAAACAGUUCAAAGAUGAGUUUGCCAAAGAACUCGAAAAUAUGGAAUUAACUGAUGACGUUGUAAACUAUGGUGAUUACAAAGUGGAGGCAUGCGUAGAGCAAUUCACAAACUUGUGUGAAGAAUUGAAGGUAUUUGAUCUGGAGUAUUUUUACAGCAGCUGUGGAGAACUCCAAAAACAGUUGACUGAGCAUAUUGUUUUUCAUAUUUUAACAUUGGAGGAGGAACGUGCAAGAAAAGCAUUAGAAGAACAGCAGGUAAAGUCUGACCAGUACAUAGAAGAACUAACUAGGAAGCUUGAACAAAAUAAGAGCAUCAAGGAGGAGAUGGAAGGCAGAGUGCGGAUCCUUGAACCGGAAAAAAGUAACAGAGAGAAAGAUGCUGAACAAAGGGAGAAAGAGGAGUUUGAACACUUACUACAGAGGUUUCGAACCAAUCAGCUAGAAAGAGGCCGCUUCAAAACACUGAAGCUCAUGCCUCCGUCUGUCGGUCUGGUCUUGCUGCGGCGGCUCCGGUCCUUUGUCUCCGCCUUCUCCCCCACAUCCUCGGUCGUCCACCUCGGAAAACCGCUGGACUCGUCCAUCAUCUGCGGUGGAACAGAGGAGGCCGGGACGUCAUCGAGGAGAAGGACGAGGUCGCCUUUGGCGCCGCUUGCAGUCGCACCUUCGGAUCCAACAACACCGCCGAAACAAGAGAAAGACGAGGAGGCCGAGAACACGAUGAGCUUUGAUGACGUGAACGCGCUGGUCCUGGCUGAACGGCAGCGGCCCCAGCAGACGCAGGAAGAAGUGGCCAGGUCGGAGGUGGACGCCAGGGCGGAGGAGUUCAUCCCGGGGUUCCAGGAGGAUCUCAGGCAGCAGCGACUCCAUCUUCAGCUACACCCAGAUGCUCAAGCGCCGCCGCGCUAGACACGAAUCAGGCAACCACUGAUUCCGUCGUUCCAUCCUCACGUGAUCGUUGAGUUGCUGACUUGCUGUCAUGCACGUGAUGAGCACGUCGCCGCUCGCUCACCGCCAGCAUACAAAUACAUCAGAUCAAUUACAACAGAAACGUGUAGUGUAAACGUGUGCAGUGCAUGCCGUAUCUCAUAUAGCGCUAAACCUGGUCCUCCUAAUGACUAGCUACGACA
This is a messenger RNA of Lolium perenne, 3290 nucleotides long. NCBI's taxonomy places the organism in Eukaryota, Viridiplantae, Streptophyta, Magnoliopsida, Poales, Poaceae. The record is from RefSeq and is a predicted model, not a curated record.